This is a messenger RNA of Osmia bicornis bicornis, 2595 nucleotides long. RefSeq names its product E3 ubiquitin-protein ligase RAD18-like. The coding region runs from base 280 to 2151 and encodes 623 amino acids. The record is from RefSeq and is a predicted model, not a curated record. The transcript has 7 exons. NCBI's taxonomy places the organism in Eukaryota, Metazoa, Arthropoda, Insecta, Hymenoptera, Megachilidae. Gene Ontology annotation, molecular function: ubiquitin protein ligase activity; single-stranded DNA binding. Gene Ontology annotation, cellular component: Rad6-Rad18 complex; nucleus. Gene Ontology annotation, biological process: protein monoubiquitination; DNA damage tolerance.
GGCAGAAAUUCAAAACUGCUUGAAAACGCAUGUCUAGUCUUGUUGGAUCUGUAGUCACUGCUUCAAAUUAUGACUACUUGAUGAUAAAUCCAAUUUAAUAGAAUUAUUUAUUUUGGUUUUGGUAGUUUAUACUUGUAUUUGGAAUGAAGGUUUAUAACUGCAUAUUUUGUUGUGUCCUUUUUUUAGUAAUAAGUAAUUGAUAGUUUUCAUUCGAAAACACUGAUUUAAUGUAACCACAAACAUUUUGGUAUGUAAACAUAUUUGUAUAUUAUAUAUAGAAUGUGGCCUCAAGAGUAUAUUGAAUUGAAGCAUAUAGAUAAUUUAUUAGUCUGUGGAAUAUGCUAUGAGUACAUGGAUACUUCUGUUAUAACAGCAUGUUCCCAUAAUUAUUGCUCCUUGUGCAUUAGAAAGUAUUUACAUUAUAAAACUCAAUGCCCAGCAUGUUUCACAGAAACAUUUGAAAAGGAUUUAAGAAAAAAUAAAGUGCUGGAUGAAAUUAUUGCACAAUUUGUAAAAGUCAAAGACAAAUUAAAGAUAUGUGUACGAAAUCAGGUAAUGCUUAAACACAAUAAUGAAGUUGAAGAAAAUGUUUUGAAUACACCAAAAUUAAUGCGUCAAUAUAAAGAUGUAAAUAUAAAUAGUCAAGAGAGGAACAUUCUUAAUAAUAGUCUUAAAUCUAUAAAUAACACAUCACCUUCUGUAAGUGUACAAAAAGAUACAUGUGGUCCUAGUACCAGUGGUAAACCUAGAAUACCUUUAAUGUUUACACCUAAAUGUUAUAAAAGUUCAAGUGUAACAAAUAUGGAAGAGACCAAAGUUGUUAUAUGUCCAGUGUGUAAAGUCAGUAUUUCAGAAGUAAAGAUAAACAGACAUCUUGAUGAUUGUCUGAAAAGAGAAGCAGUUAAAGGAAAACCACAGAUAGAGGAACCUAAGCGAGAACCGCUACCAAAGUUAGUAUUUAGUCUGAUGAAAGAUGCAAUGUUAAGAAAAAAAUUAAAAGAAUUUGGUUUAUCAACACACGGAGACAGAAAAACUAUGGAAGCUAGAUUGCAAAGAUAUAUUGUCCUCUAUAAUGCAGAAUGUGAUAAACCAAAUCCAAGAUCAGUCUUAGAAUUAGUUAAACAAUGUGACGAUGAAGAGAAUCUAGAGAAAAAAAUUAAUAAAACCUCACUGUUUCUAAAUAAAUUACAAAUUAACCGAAAUACAGAACAAAAUAUUAUAGAGGAUGAAAGAAAAAAGUAUUUGGAAGCGCAUAAAAAUAGUUUCGAAAAUUUAAUAAAAAAAAUUAAGGAUACUGAGCCUCCAAAGAAAUCGUCUGCAAGACGAAGUUUGUUGCGUGAAUAUGUGGAUGACAAUAAAGACAUUCCACAGGAAACAGAAGCUGAAGAUUUGGAUGAUUCAAUGAUUAAUAUCGCACAAAAUGAUCUUCAGUCUCUAAAUUCUGUUGGAUACAUUCAAGAUUCUGACUCGGAUACUUCUUGUCCACUACAAAUGUAUUCGAAUUCUGAUCCAAGGAAAUUUCUUAAUGUUGAGUUCCCUUCUGCCAGUGAUAAUAACAAUGUUUCACAAAAUCAAUCUGAGUUAAACUCUGAUGAGUACAUUGUCAAAAACGAAUCUAAUGUUUCACCUAUGAAAACUAGUUCUCUUUCGGAAGUAUUUAGCGAUAAUUCAAUGCCUAAUGAAGAGAUGCAUUCAACAAUGGAAACCUCAUUUUCCAAACUUAUGUCAAAGACUGAUUCUAAGAAUUCUCCUAAUGCUUCACCUUAUAAAAAGUUACUACAAAGGAAAGGAAAAUCUGUGAAUGAUCAAAUGAAUCAAGCACAUUCUGUCAUUUCAGAUAAAGAUGAAAUAGAAAACGAUAAAUCAUCGCUUAAUGUACAGGAUUUAUCAAGCAAUGAUAGCAUUGAUAGUAAAUUUAAUUAUGGGAGGAGGCGUAUUAUUCGUGGACUAGCAAAUAACAGUGCAGCUAAUUUGUUAAAUUUAGAAAAACGGAAUGUAGGUAUGCUUCCUGAAUGUGGCGGAAGGUGUUUACGUUCGAAAAGAAAUUGCGAUACAUUGCAAACUGACAAUCAAAUUGUCUCAAAUAAAAAGAAAAGGGCUAAAAAGUCAUGUAACAAGGAGAGAUCUAUAAGUGCAGCGCGAGAUCUAUAAAUAAACAAUUAAAAUGAAAGAUAUAUUGACUUCUAUUUUGCUUAUUUUUCAGGAAUUAAUUUAUUUGCGUAUUAAAUAAUUAUAAAUGAUAAAUUUUUGUAUAAUUGAACUGAUUACUUUCAUGAUCUUUAAAUUUGCAUUCUAUAUAAAAAUGCACGCACUACGUAGUUUGUACAGCAGUAAAAUAAAUCUCUUUUAAUACAACUAAUAUAUCAAUAAAUAUAGUGGAAGAAAAUCGAAUCCUUAUAUAUCAAAGACACUGAAUUUUAUUGAAUACAUUAUAGUGUUUAAUCAGCAAAUGAUCAACAACAGUAAAUAAUGAUAAACACGUAUACUUCUACAUCUCACCUUUGUAUAGAUAUUAACAAUAAUAUAAGAAGCUUUACUUAACAUUAAAAUAGCUGUAUUUGACAUUAUUUACGCAUAAAAUAUUUGUCUUUGUUA